Molecule: messenger RNA, 1032 nt
Organism: Eucalyptus grandis
Lineage: Eukaryota; Viridiplantae; Streptophyta; Magnoliopsida; Myrtales; Myrtaceae
Exons: 7
Coding region: 1-1032 (343 amino acids)
Source: RefSeq, a predicted model, not a curated record
AUGGCAGCAACGGGCUGGGACUCGAGACUGGUUCCAGAUUUGAAGGAUCGGACAAACAUGGAGUGUCUUCCUUUCUCAGUGAUACCCACUGUUCCAGUCAAGGAGGUCCCUAGGCCAAGCCAUGGGGAAGAGACGGGCGAAUCGGAUGAGAAAGACCCGGUGGACUCGUUUUGCCUCGGCGAUUUUUGGAAAGCUUACGAGGAGUGGAGCGCUUACGGCGCGGGCGUUCCGAUAGUGCUGCCUUGCGGCGAAUCCGUGAUGCAAUACUAUUUCCCUUCCUUAUCAGCCAUUCAAGUAUUCACAUACCAGAAGUUUCCGACCCCUCUCAGGUUUUCUGGGGAGGGCUCUUCAAUGGAGUCCGAGAACGAUGCCAUGAGUGACGGAAGCAACAGGAGCGGAUCCUCAGAAGUUCUAAGCCCCGGCUCCCCCGGCAAAAACCUCUUUCAAGACUAUGAUUUUGGGAUGCAAGAAGGGUCAGACCCAGAGGAAAUGCCGAAGUAUCAUCACGGGGAGCUAUAUUUUCAAUACAAUGAGGUGUUGAAUCCUUAUGCUAGAGCCCCCCUCGUUAAAAAGAUUAAAGAGCUGGCAAAGAAGUAUCCUGGCUUGACAACUUUCGAGAGCACGGACCUCACUCCAUAUAGUUGGGUGGCUGUUGCUUGGUAUCCCAUUAUACAGAUACCGGUGAUGAGAAACCAAAAGGAGUUAUCUGCAUCUUUCCUUACUUAUCACAUGUUGUCAUGGUCUACUCAGGGUUUGGAAAGUGUCAUACCAAAAGACAAUCAAAGACUUGAAUGCAUUGUUCCGCCGAAAGUCGAAUCUAAAGCUAUGAAAAGUGGUGACUCGAAGACGUACAACAUCAGAGUUCCUCCGUUUGCGAUGAGCACGUACAAGAUGCACGGAGCAUUUUGGGUCGAUCCAAGGACACUCGAUCGGGAGAUGAUGUUCUCGUACCAGCGGGCCGCUUGGUUUUGGUUGAAGGAACACAAGUUUCAGCACCAUGACUAUAACUUCUUUGUGUCUCGUGGUGCAUGA